Gigantopelta aegis is the source of this 4827-nucleotide messenger RNA. RefSeq names its product trafficking protein particle complex subunit 11-like. The coding region runs from base 225 to 3596 and encodes 1123 amino acids. The transcript is spliced from 32 exons. The record is from RefSeq and is a predicted model, not a curated record. Lineage: Eukaryota; Metazoa; Mollusca; Gastropoda; Neomphalida; Peltospiridae.
GGGUUUUUCUUUUUUUCUUCUAGUUUUGUGUGUUUGUGCGUGCGUGCGUGCGUGCGUGCGUGCGUGUGUGUGUGUGUGUUUAAAAGUCUCAAUAACAAACCAUAUUUAAAGAUAAACUGAGGGUCAGACUCUUACGCAUGGGCCUACAUCUCUAAAAAAAAACAUGCAAACAUACUUUCGGACCAACGAUUUUCGAUUUUCCUGUUCAAGAGAAGGGACUCACCAUGUCUUGGGCAAGUGAACUUCCCCAAGAAUUACUCUGUCGACCAAUGGGAUUGGUUACACUGACUGGUCUUGAUAUUAAAUACAAUGCCAUUCACAAGCUCAUUUGGGAUUCAUUCUGCAAUAACCGCCGGCCUGACAGAGUGCCGCUUAAGUUCCAGGUGCAGCUCGGAGACCACGAUUACCCCAAGAGUAAAGCAAAGAGAACGUCUUACGAGUGGUAUAUACCUAAAGGUAUUUUGAAGAAGUCAUGGAUGAGUAAACACAUAUCCUUGGUGCCAGCUGUUGUCGUGGUUUUCUUUGACUUGGACUGGGAUGAGACCAUGUGGAAAGAAAAACAAAUAACUUGUGCUAGUGUUGUCGAAGUUGUCAGAAACACACUGCAAGGGCGAGGGACGAAGGUUGCCGUUGUUCUCAUACAGAAAAAUGCACCCCUUCCACCAGGAGAAGAUGUGAUAGCUGCAGAGAGAGCUGCUUCACUGUGUAGUGCGUGUGACAUAUCGGCCAAGUCCUUGUACGUUCUCCCACACACAGACCACCUCAUUGGAUACACCAUCAGACUGGAAAAUGCUUUUUAUGAGCUGGCACAGAGUUAUUAUCACACAGAGGCAAGAAAAGUGAAAUCUCACAAAGAUUUUCUCAACAAAACCACACAUCAGCUUCUGUAUGUGAGACAUCAGAUCAAGAUUGCCUUCUAUAAUGAGCUCAAACAGGACACACACACUGCCUUAAAACAUUACAAACAGGCCUAUGGACACAUUCUGGAUCUAAGGAUGUAUGACACCAACAUGCUUGAAAUCAAGGUUAUUGGUGGUUUUGUCAACUAUAAGUUGUGUCGUUUAUCAUUUCAACACAAUGCACCACUUGAUGCCAUUGCUCAGUUCCGAAAACACAUUGAUUUCUUCAAGAGUAAACCCAGCAUAAUUGACCUGGCUUUUGAACACAGUGCAUGGAUGUCCAAACAAUUUCAUGUGUUUGGUGACUUGUUUGACGAGGCGAUCAAGCUUGGACUGACAGCCAUACAGACACAACACCCUGGGUUCUACUACCAACAGGCUGCCAACCACUCGAUAUCGAGAAAACAGCUCUGUCAAGGGCUCUGCAAGCCGUCUGUUGAUGAACCGCAACACGACAUGGUGGAGAGACUGGCCAAGUUAGAAUACUAUGGACAGAGACCAUGGAGACAGGGCCACCAGAGUAUUGACCCCCCAGAUGCUCAGAAGGAAAAGGAAGGAAUCGCUGCUCUGCAAUAUCUAGAAACUCAAGUGGAUCACUCUUGGAUCAUCAUCCCUCUGCUGAGCAGCGCUGUGGCUCAGUUCAAGAAGUACAAGUCUCCCAGAAUGAAGAGAAGUUUGAUGGUUCAUAUGGGAGAGGAAUAUUUUCAUGCCAAAGACUAUGGAAAAGCAUUGAUGUUGCUGAACAAAGUGAUGUGGGAUUAUCGUAUUGAGCGCUGGUGGCCACUUCUCACAUCAAUUCUCAAUCUCUCUCUAAAAUGUGCAUACCUCACAGGAAAGGUACAGGAUUAUGUCACAAACUCCCUUGAACUCAUUGGACAGUAUUGUCAGAGUAGCACGGACGAGAAAACACGGAGACAGACGAACAUGAUCAAGGUUCUGUCAAAUGACAUUCCGGAGCCCGAACCUGGCCUUCUGCCUGCCAGUGUGGACACAGCUCCCAACGAGUGGCUGAAAUCACAAAAAGAACCCAUCAUCUUCACUGUAGAGAUGCAGAGUUUGGUGCCCUUUGUUGAAUGCAAGGCGAGGUUUGUGGAUGACACUGUAUCAGCAGACAGUAAAAUCACGUUGGAGGUCUGCCUCAGAGUUGCUUGUCCUUUACCCAUACAGUUUUCCAAGUUAUCGGUUUUGUUUAACAAUCAGAGUUACAACCACCACUGUGAGAUGAUCGAUACGAGGGGUAUGAACGCUGCCUCUGAGGGCCCCGCAGAUAGUGGCGACCUCUACCUGGUACCUGGCAAACUGAAGGUCUACACGUUGACGUUCCUGCCACUGAAAGAAGACGUGGGAGCCCAGAUUGAGAUCUCGUCUGUUGCUCUGGAGCUGGGUUCCCAGUCUAAGUGUUGUGCCGUGUUGCGGUGGCUCGGUGGGGGAGGGGAUGCGCUGUCGUCACCACCAGGCCAGCAGCUAGUGCUUGGCAAGAAACCCAUCCUGGCAGACGACAAAGUAGAAUGGGAAGAGUUCAAUGUUAGUUCUGUCAUCAGGGUUGUUCCUCGACAGGCCAAACUAGACUUGACAGUUGACCACAAGGCUCCCAGUUUGCUAAAUGAGUUUUACGAAGUGACCAUUACCAUUGUAAACAAAGAAGAAAAAACUACUUCAGGUGUCAGUCUGUCAAUUAAACAGCCGGAUUCUGAAGAAGCAUCAGCCCAGGACCAAACAACACAUCUGAGUCUUGAUACACCAACGUAUGGAAACAAUGUUGUGUCUAACUUGACUGGAAUUGCACUUGGGCAGCUUGAACCAGGACAAAAGGUCGUCAAGCAUGUUUACCUGAAAUGUUUACAGUCAGGAAUCAGAACACUAUUCGUAAAGGUUUAUUACAACGUUGAUGUAUCGGUGAAAAACCAACCAAUCACAUGCGUCUGUGAGAAGGAGGAAGUUCUGACGAUUACCACCAUCACUCCGUUUGAAGUUUCUAUCAAGCUGCAAUCCAUGAAGUUUGAGCCGAUUGAUGCCGCUCAUGCUGAGGAACCGUUUCUACUGAUGCCCGAGAUUGGAUGUACAUCACCAUGGCCUGUUGAGAUCAAAACAAGUAACAUCCAGCUGACAGAUGUUGUGAGAACAUCCUGUGACAGAUUUGUAUCACAGAUUGAAGGCAUAUAUCUGAAGAAGUCUGAAUGUGCUGCCGAAUGUCUUAGUUUGAUAGCAAUGGCAUGUGUUCAGCCCUCACUUUCUCUCGGCACCUACACCGUCUUCUGGAGAAGAAAAUGUGAAGAUGGUGUUUCUGAUCUUCCAUUUGUGAUGACCUCCUUCCCACUACCCACAAUUAAUAUUGAACACAUUCCGAUCUAUGUGACCCUGGAGCUGCCAGCGUUUGGGAGCGUGAAGACACUGCUUCCUCUGUGUUAUUCCAUCAAGAACUGCACCCCGUAUCUACAGGAGGUGGAGGUCACCAUGGAUGCUAGUGAUAGCUUCAUGUUUGCUGGCAAUAAGCAGGUACAUUUCCGACUGCUGCCAGGCAGUGACUAUCAGCUGUGGUACAAUCUGUUUCCACUCAUCGCGGGCCAAGUUGGUCUUCCAAAACUCCACGUUAACAUGCUGCGAUACCCUGGCACCAUGGACGAAGUGGUUCAGAAAAUGCUUCCAAACAGUAUUUUUAUCAAGCCUAUUGGAAAGUCACUAGUGAUGCCAGCAUGACUAUUCUAUGGGAAAUACGAAUCUACUUGCUGAACCAUUCCACUGCUUCAGAGAGCUCCGAAACAUUUUCCAAAUCACCAGGGUCGCUGUCUUUAAUAUUCGGUUCCUGUCACUCCAGUUUGAACAAGAACUUUAAGAAAUAAACAUUUUGUAUUUUAAUACAUUCAAUACUUAGUUUAGUUAUUGGUAAGAACUGUGAUAUUUAGAAUAAUUGUGCUUAUGUUGUAGAGAUCAAGUUUUGUAAUUAUGACACAUUUAAAAUAAGAUGGUUAAAAAUCCAUUAUACAUAGUGUAUAGUGUCAAUUUAUUUAUUUAUUAGCUGGUUCUGUAAAGUUUAGAUUCCCAAAAGACUUCAUGAAUGUUGUGUCGUCAUAAGACAAGCUAAGACAUGCGAGCUGUAUGAUGUUCAGAGUACUCACUCCACCAUCACACAUUGCUGUUUUGUCAAGAAAUGUUAAGACACAUUGCUGCAUUUUACACAUGUCAAACAACCUCAGAAACCCUGCCAUCAGUAUUUAGUGGAAAAAGUUCAUAUUAACUCAUCGUUAUGGAUUUUAAGACUUUAUAUUAGUUUUCAUGGAGGCAUUAACAGUUUCCAGACAUUUGUAUCAACUAAGCAGUAUACAUGUUUAUUAUCCACAUAGUUCAAGAUAUUCAGGGAAAUAUAAUCAGUAUGACCAACGUGUGUCAUAAUGAUUUCACUUGCACCACGAAUGACGUAAUUUUGUGAAGCGACGUCAUAACUUAAUGUGGUUUCCUCAGUGUAAACGCUUAUCAAAAAUGAUGUCAAUAGUUACGUUUCAAGCGUUUUGACAUGGUCCUAGCUUAUUAUUCAUGAAAAUAAUAUUUUGGAUAAUGUGGAUAAUAAAGAAAUUAUUACACUCACGUGUGCUCGGGUAAUAUAGUAAUCCUGACACUCAUUUCGUAAAAUCAGUACGACACACAAGCUCAUAUAAUAAUCUCUAUUUAUGUACAAUAAAAAGCAGUUGAGAUUUGCCAUGUGUUGAUGAUAUAUUUUCAGCUUUAUUCUGUAGGUGUGAUAUUAAGAGUAUGGUUGAUUCUUCAGUUAGCUUCUUAUGUUAGUUAUACAGAUUUUGAAAACCUCUCCCAAAAUAAUUCAUUAUGUUGGUAAAAUUCAAAUAAUUGUGACGUGUUUAAUGUUUUAUAUGUCCGGUUUCUCAAUGGGGUUAUUUCAACAACAAUGGGAAGUGCAAUAAAGUGUUGAAUGAUA